UGGUUUGAUGUUAAUUUUAAGUUGCAAAACAAUUUGUUCCUCUGCUCUUACCCCAUUUUCCUUGGAAGACAAACUGCAAGAAUUAGAAGUGAGACUAGAAGCCAAAAUUGAGGCUAAAAAUGCUCAACUUGAAGAAAAGGUGACACAACUGGAGGCGCAACUCGAACUAAAUAAUGAACUAAGACAAGAUUUGGCAUUAAAAGUAAUACAACUAGAGGCCAAAAAUGUCCAAUUGGAAGUCAAAAUUCAGGACCAAGAAAGAAUUUUAAUUUCCCUGUUGGAAGCGGAUGAGCUUCCAGUUUCCACUGAUUCAAAAUUAUUUCCAGUUGAAAAAGAAAUUUCAAUUCGAUCAACUGGAAUGAGCGGAAGCCCAAGGACAUGCAGAGAACUUCAAGCGAUUGAUCCUUCACUUCCAUCCGGAAUGCACUGGAUUGAUCCGGACGGCCAAGGUGUCGGCGAUAACCCAAUUUACGUUUACUGCGAUAUGACAUCAGGAUCAACCUCAAUUGUACACGAUAGUGAAUCUUCUUUAAAUGUGGGCCACUGCGCCGAUGCCGGGUGCUAUUCACGUUCCAUCAACUACAAUUCGUCAAUCGGACAAAUAAAAGCUUUGAUAGAAUUAUCCACUGAAUGCCACCAAUCGAUCAAAUACGACUGCUACUUUGCUUCAUUCGAGUCAAAUGGCGUCACCUAUUCCUGGUGGAACGACAGAGAAGGAAAUGCGCAAUACUUUUGGGCCGGAAGUAACACGGACGGAGUUCACACCUGCCAGUGCGGAAUCGAUGCAAAUUGCGUCGAUCCUGCGGCGAAAUGCAAUUGCGAUUCUCUUGCACCACUUCAAUUAGUCGACGACGGUGUCAUUACCGACAAAAAUGUUCUGCCCGUCACUCGUUUGAAUUUCGGAAGAACUCAACUGGAAACUUCAUCCGGCGUCCACACGCUUGGCCGACUCGUUUGCACCGGAUCAGUGACUUUGACUGGACUGCCAAAGUCGUGCAAAGAUUUGUGGUUGAUUGGCCACACCCUGAACGGAUUUUAUUCCGUAAUGGGAUCGGCGAAAAUGGAAUCUGUUUACUGCGAUUUCUCUAAACUCCCUGACGAUCCAGGUUUCCAGAAAUGGAUUGGAUAUGUCGACGUUAAAUCGGCGCCUGUCCAUUUCUACGUCCAGAGAAAUUCUAAUUUCAACACACAAUCAACUCCGAUCCCGUUCGAUUUGGUGCGGGUGAACGAGGGAAACGCCAUGGAUUUGAACACCGGGAAAUUCACGGCACCGCAACCGGGAAUUUAUUUUUUCUCUUUCGCGGGAGUGGCGCAUCUUGAAUCUUCAUCUUAUGCUAAUUUUUAUUCUUAUCUUUAUUUGAACGGGAAUUCAAUCGGGUUGAGUUUUGUUGCAGAGUAUAAGGGCCCCGUAGAACAAUAUAGUGUGGUGACCCUCCAGUCGACGCUGAACUUGAAAAAAGGCGACCGACUCUGGGUGCAGAUUGGUUAUUCUGGUUCAGACACGUAUUUGCAUGACAACAUUGAUUACCACUUGACCCAUUUCACGGGUUUCAUGUUGGAGGAGGAAAUUGCCGCGUCCCUUUGAGGUUCAACUUCAUCGGCGACACGAAACAUUUUCGACCCGAACAUUUUUG
Daphnia pulicaria is the source of this 1634-nucleotide messenger RNA. RefSeq lists its product as uncharacterized. Gene Ontology annotation, molecular function: protein binding; extracellular matrix structural constituent. The coding region runs from base 8 to 1585 and encodes 525 amino acids. The record is from RefSeq and is a predicted model, not a curated record. The transcript is spliced from 6 exons. NCBI's taxonomy places the organism in Eukaryota, Metazoa, Arthropoda, Branchiopoda, Diplostraca, Daphniidae.